CCCGCCCCGCCGCAGAAGCCUCACCCUGGCACCCACACUUGUGCUCCGGGUGUCUGUCCCGCGCCGAUCCCACCCAGGCUGCUCUUCCUCGGCCACGCACGGCACGGCGGGCCGGCCGCCAGGAUGCAGGCCCCGCACAAGGAGCACCUGUACAAGUUGCUGGUGAUCGGCGACCUGGGGGUGGGUAAGACCAGCAUCAUUAAGCGCUACGUGCACCAGAACUUCUCCUCACACUACCGGGCCACCAUAGGCGUGGACUUUGCGCUUAAGGUGCUCCACUGGGACCCGGAGACCGUGGUGCGCCUGCAGCUCUGGGACAUCGCAGGUCAAGAAAGAUUUGGAAACAUGACAAGGGUCUAUUACAGAGAAGCUAUGGGUGCAUUCAUUGUCUUUGAUGUCACCAGGCCGGCCACAUUUGAAGCAGUAGCAAAGUGGAAAAAUGAUUUGGACUCAAAGUUAACGCUCCCAAAUGGCAAACCAGUUUCAGUGGUUUUAUUGGCUAACAAAUGUGACCAGGGGAAGGAUGUGCUCAUAAACAAUGGCCUCAAGAUGGACCAGUUCUGCAAGGAGCAUGGUUUUGUAGGAUGGUUUGAAACAUCAGCAAAGGAAAAUAUAAACAUCGAUGAAGCCUCCAGAUGCCUGGUGAAGCACAUACUUGCAAAUGAAUGUGAUCUAAUGGAGUCUAUAGAGCCGGACAUUGUGAAGCCCCAUCUUGCAUCACCUAAGAUUGUCAGCUGCUCCAGCUGUGCCAAAUCCUAGUAGCAUCCUCUGCUGGCACAUGAUAGAAAUAGGCCCUUGACCCUAUGAAUUGUGCCUCUUAUUUUGCCAUUUUGGGUAAAGGUCAGAUUAGUAAAACGUGGCAAACCAAAGAUCUCUGCCUACAUUUUUCUUAUAAGAAAGAAAUAACAAAUGCUUUUUUAUAUCAUCAGCACAGUUUUUACAAGCUUUUUAAACAUCUAAUUUGUUACAAAAUUCUGUUGUGUUGCUGAGCAAACUUUUGUAGGGCUAGAGUGAGCCCCGGUAUUUGCUCCUUUAAACCAGCAAAAGCCUUAGGACUUAAAGAGAAGAGGGACAGAGCGAACUAGCUGUCAAGUUAAGCAUUGAUAUUUGCCUUGUCCUAGUGUGUCUUUGUGCAGAUUUCAAUACAUUCUCUGCUGGCCUGACAGGUCUAUUAAAUAGAAAUGGUAUUUUCCCCAGAGAUGACCUCCAUUCUUGGCAGACCUAAGAGCUGUCUAUGAUUUAGCUCUUCAGAGUCGUGUACACAGGCUUCCUGUGCUUUUGUUGUCUUCAUUGCCACUUGCUGUGACAUGAAUGUUGGUUUAACUGAACACAAUCUGAAAAGAGCUACCCCCUAGAUGUGCCUUUUCUGUUAGCUUUCUCUGAACCAAGCUGUGGGACUCUUCUCUACAUGUAAUAUAUAUUAUAUAUAUUUUCACAAGUGAAAAAUAAAACAUUAAAAGAUGCUG
Molecule: messenger RNA, 1466 nt
Organism: Cavia porcellus (domestic guinea pig)
Lineage: Eukaryota; Metazoa; Chordata; Mammalia; Rodentia; Caviidae
Gene: Rab38
Product: RAB38, member RAS oncogene family
Exons: 3
Coding region: 124-759 (211 amino acids)
Biological process (GO): endosome to lysosome transport; phagosome-lysosome fusion
Cellular component (GO): phagocytic vesicle; Golgi apparatus; lysosome
Molecular function (GO): GTP binding; GTPase activity
Source: RefSeq, a predicted model, not a curated record